AUGUUUCUGAUUGCGGUUUUUGGAAAAGAGAGUUAUAUUCGAGUUUGGAGGGAAGAUUUUGGUUAUGAUGGUCCGAAAAAUGAAUUGGAUGAUUUGGAGAAGAGAUAUGAUUCGAAGGUUUGAGAUGGGGAGAAAUUCGGGAGCUGAGAUGUUCAGGAUGUAACUGCGGAGUUUCGUAGUUUUCCUGACUGUGAAAAUUUUUUGAAAUUUAAAAUUUUUUUUCUCAAGUUGAUCAGGUGUAAUUACGGAGUGUUGUAGUUAUCCUCUGCUAUUUUUGAAUUUUGGAAAUUCAUGCCAAAUUUUUCUAAAAAUCUGGAAGUGUAAUUGCGGAGCCUCGUUUGAAUUCCCCUAAAUCCAAAAUUCUGAUUCCAGAAAAUGAAAAAAAUCGACAAAGCCAUUCAAAUCAUGAUAAACGCCACCGACAAAUGCGAUUUCACCUCCGAAUCUCAGACGGGAAAACAAAUCGCAAAAUCAGUGCUCCAAGGAUUUCAGAAAUGUGUUGUUCCGAUUUUCAACUAUUUUCAAAAUGAUUCUAUGCGAUUUUUCGAGAAUUGGGUGAAUUCCUCGAGAAAAUGUGAUUAUAUUGAUGAAUUUCGAAAAUUGAAUGUUCACGGCGUGGCGAAUAAUGAAGAGAUCAAAUGGUUGAUUUAUCCGAAAUGUGUGAGUUGACAGAAAUACAACGAUACUCCGCGUUUACACCGAUUCUUUGGUACGAUAUUCAGAUUCAUCAUUUUCGGCUCAAAAUGCUCCAGGCCUGUUUUUAGCUCAAAAUUUCAAUAUUUUCAAGCUUCCAGGUUAAUUCUCAAGGUUCCAGGUUGAAAAAUGAAGAAUUUUCUAGAUUCUGAUAAUUUUUUAUCUCAACAAAAAAAAAUUUGAAUUUCCCAAUUUUCCCGCCGAAAAGAAAGGUGUAAAGGCGGAGCUUCGUAGUUUUCUUUAAAAUUUCUUUUUGAAUUUAAAAAUGUUUCCCGCCAAAAUUGCUCGAAUUUCAAGGUGUAAACGCGGAGCCUUGUAGUUUUUCCCUUAAUUUUUUUUUGAAUUUUCCAAUUUUCCCGUCAAAUUUCAAAGUGUAAACGUGGAGCAUCGUAGUUUUCCCUAGUUGUAAAUUUUUUUUGAAUUUCCCAAUUUUCGCGCUAAAUUUAAAGACGUAAAAGCGGAGCCUCGUAGUUUUCUUAAGAAUUUUUUCAAAUUGUGCAUUUUUCCCGCCAAAAUUGCUCAAAUUUCAAGAUGUAAACGCGGAGCAUCGUAGUUGUCUUUAAUUUUUAAAAUUUCCCAAUUUUCGCGCCAAAUUCCAAGGUGUAAACUCGGAGCCUCGUAGUUUUCUUCAAAUUUCAGCAAGAAGAAAAUCAUCACGUCACCCUAGGCGUCGGCCGAAACAUCAACGCUGAACGAAAACUCAAAAAACAUCAACCCAACACAAGAUUCUACGCAGUCGAUCCGAUGAUUGAAGUUAAUUAUGAUCUAGUCACAGAUCAACUAAAUGGCUCAUUUUUUGCGUUUGCACUGGCGAAUGAGACAAAACCGCAGACUUUUUAUGUAUUGAUUGAUGAUGGAACAUUGAAAAGUAGGUUUAAAAAAAAUUCUGCCCCGGCUAGGAAUCGAACCUGCGACCUUGUGACGCAAAAGCGCUGUCGCUAACCACUAUACCAAGGAAGCUUCAUGGAAACCUAGGGUUUUUUUCAGAGAAAAGGUUGUAUGUCCCGAGACUUGUGCCAACUUUAGAUGUCGCAUUUUUCUUCGAAAAGUUACUGCAACUCAAAAGAAUUGAUUCAAUGUUCAUCGACAUCGAAGGCGGUGAAAAUUAUUUCCUAGAAUAUUUCAAAAAAGAUGGGAAAUUCGAUAAAAUCGGUCUCACAAUCUGCCAAUUUAACUUCGAAUUUCAUAACGGACAUAUUGGUUCACACGAAACUGAAAUUCAUCGAUUAUUCAGGCAAACAAUUGAGGAUGAGAGAUAUAUUUUCAUGAGAGCUUCUCAUCAUACACCGGGAUUUUGGAAGAUUUAUUUUUUGAAUAUUGAAAAUCGAGAGUGUGUUAAGAAGUUUUUUGGGUGA
Molecule: messenger RNA, 2048 nt
Organism: Caenorhabditis angaria
Lineage: Eukaryota; Metazoa; Nematoda; Chromadorea; Rhabditida; Rhabditidae
Source: the annotation of a GenBank genome assembly